GAAAACGCCACAACGAAGCAAAAGAAAGCAAAGAACCGUAGUUCGUGUCAAUCUCUCCGUCGGUCUUGUCGUGUUUGGAGGAGCCAUUGCGCUGUGUCUGGCAUUCGGGUCGCGGAAUUAUGAUUUUUUAUAGUGAUUUUCCAGCUGGAAAAGUGCACAUAAUGUAGCGGAAGCUACUUGAAAAUGUUAGUGGAACUCGGAAGUUUUUUUCAACAAUAACAACAACUACUACAAUCGGUUUUGCCAGUGUGAAUCAAGUAAAACAGCACGACAGUUGCGGUGGCAUUUCCCUACAGCAGUGGAAGAAGUAAAAGUGAGUGUAACGCGAUUCUUAUUGAUUUUCGCGAAUGUUUUCCCUCUGGUUUGCAAAAGUCCGUGGCUGACGACGGAGGAGCUGAGGUUUCUUUUUGUUCGUUUCGACUUUUCCCUUAGCCCGUCUGCCCGUGGCUGGGAAAGCGAUAGUCCAGUUCCCAGCGAAGAAGAAGCCUCUAAGUGGAGAGGUAAGAAGAGCCACUUGGAAGGCGAAAGAAGAGUGGCGAGAAGAAUCCGGUUCUUCACAUAAGCAUAAGAAUACAUACAUACAUACGUGCAUGGGUGCUGUUCUUGGUGGGAAAUAGAUGUGUAGUGUAGAAGAAGCUAAAGUGCGAAUAAUAGUUUUUACGAAGACGACGACGACGAGGAGACCGCCGACAACCGGAUCACGGAUGUUGGGUCUCUGAGAAGAAAGGAAGUGAAAACAAACGACCUCGAAGAUUGAUCGUGUUGUGCUUGAGAAGAAGAAUAAACAAAAGAAGAUUGCUACACGAUAGAGAUCAGGAAAGUGGAUCGCCCGAACGACAAUGUUUAAAUGCAUCCCGAUCUUCAAGGGCUGCAACCGCCAGAUCGAGUAUGUGGACAAGCGGCACUGUUCGCUGCCAAAUGUGCCGGAGGAGAUCCUCCGGUACUCCCGAUCGCUCGAGGAACUGCUGCUCGAUGCCAACCACAUACGGGACCUGCCCAAGAACUUCUUUCGGCUGCAUCGGCUGCGGAAGCUCGGUCUCAGUGACAAUGAGAUUAUAAAACUACCCUCGGACAUUCAGAACUUUGAAAAUCUGGUCGAGUUGGACGUCUCACGAAAUGAUAUCGUUGACAUUCCGGAUGACAUCAAACACCUGCGCAGCCUGCAGAUCGUGGACUUCAGCUCGAACCCGAUCCACCGGCUACCGGCGGGGUUCUCGCAGCUGCGGAGUCUGACCAUUCUGGGGCUGAACGAUAUGUCGCUGACCUCGCUGCCGCAGGAUUUUGGAUGUCUAUCGAAGCUGGAAUCGUUGGAGUUGCGUGAGAAUUUGCUCAAGCACCUGCCGGAAUCGAUUAGUCAGUUGACGAACCUGGAACGGUUGGAUCUGGGUGAUAAUGAAAUCGAAGAGCUUCCGGCGCACUUGGGCUACCUUCCGGCCCUGCAGGAACUGUGGCUCGAUCACAACCAGCUGCAGAAGCUGCCACCUGAGAUCGGAUUACUAACAAACUUAGUAUGCCUGGACGUCUCAGAGAAUCGAUUGGAAGAACUGCCCGAGGAGAUAGGUGGUCUGGAGAAUCUAACCGAUCUUCACCUGUCGCAGAACUUGCUGGAAGUCCUUCCGGAUGGCAUUUCCAAACUGACCAAGCUGACGAUCCUCAAGCUGGAUCAGAACCGGUUGCACACGCUAAACGAAAACAUCGGCCAGUGUGUCAACAUGCAGGAACUCAUCCUGACCGAAAAUUUCCUAAACGAGCUGCCUUACACCAUCGGCAAUAUGACGAUGCUGAACAAUCUGAACGUGGAUCGAAACUCGCUCAUUUCCGUGCCGAACGAGUUGGGAAAUUGCAAAAAUUUGGGCGUGCUGAGCUUACGCGAGAACAAACUCACCAAACUGCCGGCGGAGCUGGGAAAUUGCCUGGAACUGCACGUCCUGGAUGUGUCCGGUAAUCGGCUUCAGUAUUUGCCGUACUCGUUGGUGAACCUGCAGCUGAAAGCCGUUUGGCUGUCGGAGAAUCAGGCUCAGCCACUGCUUACAUUCCAACCGGACAUCGAUGAAGUGACCGGUGAUCAGGUGUUGACUUGCUUCCUACUUCCCCAGCAGGAGUACGUCCCGGCCAGCCCGGAAAAUAGGGAAGACACCGAUUCGGAAGACUGGGAAGAACGGGAAGCAUCCCGAACGCAUUCGGUCAAAUUCAGCGAAGAUUCCAACGUAGACAAGGACACUCCAUUCGUGCGUCAAAACACACCCCACCCGAAGGAAUUGAAACUGAAGGCGCACAAACUGUUUGCCAAGGAGAAGCGACCGGACGACGUGAGUGGUGGCAAUUUAGAUACCCUAUCGGAGGAAUCGUCAUCCAAGCCAUCGCUCGUCAAAACCGGAGCAAUGGCCACGAUGGACGACAUUCAAGGGGUGGUGGCCAACGAACCGAUCACCGAGGAAGAUGCCAACAAGGAGAACGAAGAUUUCGGCGACAACUUCGAGAAGCGGGUCGGAUUCGACGUGAACGAGGAAGAAGACCGGUACUAUUCGGAGGAAAAUGAGGAUUCCCAUGAGAAGAAGCCCAUUUCCAAGCUGCAUCGAAGAGACACACCGCAUCAUCUGAAAAACAAACGCGUCCAUCACAGCGUCUCGGACAAGAACAGCAGCCUGGUGCUGAGUUCGUUGAAGCUGAAGGAAUCGCUUCCGCCGCCGCCGAAGCUGGACGAACAACCAGCCCUGGAAGCGGCCAGCAAUACUAGCAGCAGCAGCGAGCCCCAACAGACGGCGGCGGUUGCGGCGACGGCCUCGGCGCCAUCAGCCGAAGGAAGCGAUGCCCUGGACGCUUUCACCGAGCUCAAGGAGGAACGGUCGGAAAUUCACAUCGAACGCACAUCCGCCGGGCUGGGGUUGAGCAUAGCGGGCGGUAAGGGUUCCACACCGUUCAAGGGCGACGACGAGGGGAUUUUCAUAUCCCGUGUCACCGAGGGUGGUCCGGCCGAUCUGGCCGGGCUGAAGGUGGGCGAUAAGGUACUCAAAGUAAAUGGUGUCUCGGUGGUGGAUGCUGACCACUACGACGCAGUGGAGGUGCUAAAAGCCUGUGGUUCGGUGCUGGUACUCUUCAUAUCCCGGGAGGUGACACGUCUAAUUGGUCAUCCGGUGUUUGAUGAGAGUGGUUCGGUAGCGCAAAUCAAUGUUGUCGAACAGCAGCAGCAGCAUCAGCAACAGAAGAUGAUUCCUCCCCCGAUUACAGUGGCCGUCGAGCAGCCACUCAUGGAAGGCAUAGCAGGAGGAGGAGGAGGAGGAGGCGGCGGUGACGGUGGGGGUAUCAGUGAAGCGUUGCAUUCCUCGUAUAACACCGUUGGACUGCCAAACGGGAAUGCCGGUACGCCGAUGCCGACGACGGUUGGUUUGCUGAACGGAAAUGAAAUCACCCACAAGGUUAUCCUGCACACGACGCUCAUCCGGGACCAGAUCGGACAGGGGCUCGGGUUCAGUAUAGCCGGUGGUAAGGGACAUGCACCGUUCAAGGACGGUUCGGAGGGAAUCUACAUUUCCCGGAUAACGGAGGCCGGGGUGGCCCACAAGGACGGGAAGAUCCUGGUGGGCGAUCGCGUGCUAGCGAUCAACGGAGUGGACAUUACCAACGCCCACCAUGACUACGCGGUGCAACUGUUGACCGAUCAUCAGCGGUUCGUACGAUUGGUGGUUCAACGGGAGGUGAAAGGUCCAUUGGAGCCACCGACCAGCCCUAGGAGUCCCAUGCUGAAGAAUUUGAAUCCCAGCGGGUACAUGGCCAAUCGACCAGCUUAUUCCGGCUAUCGUCGUUCCAUUGACGAAACUCCGGAGGCGCAUCAUCCCGCGGGUGAAGUCCCAGUUCAGCAAGCCACCCCUCAACCCGAAGUGCAACAGCAGCAGCAGCAGCAGCACACCACGGUGACCCACAAGCAAUCAUCUACAUCACAAGAACAAAAGCAAAUACAGCAAGACUCAUUUGCACAACCAUCAUCACAUUUAUCGCAACAGCCGCACAUUCACACCCAGCCGGCAAGCGUGGAACAGCAUCAGUUGAAGUCCUCAUCGCAACCGCAGCAACCUCCAUUACCUGCCCCUCGCAAAGUAUUAUCGCCCCAGACGUCCGUAAAUAACGGCAAUGGUAGUAGCCCUAACAACAACAACAUCAACAACAACAACAACGUCAUCAGCAACACAAACGGUAGUAGUAGCACUCAUACCAGCAACAUCAACAGCAUCAACAACAACUAUCAGCAACCGACGGAGACGGAUGCAACAGUAAUCAAUGGUACAAGCAAUAACAGUAGUAUUGUAGCAAAGACAAACAGUGAGGAUUCGCAGGGACCGCUGCGGCCCAUGACCAGCGCCGAUUUCCAGGCGAUGAUCCCGUCGCACUUCAUCAGCGGAGGAGGAGGCCGCCAGGUGGUGCAGGUGGACAAGUCCGCCGGGGGUGCGCCCCACCAGGACACGGUGACGGUGACAGUGCAGAAGGCCGUCCCGGAUAUGCCCAUGCUGCCGCCAGCGCCCACCGAGCUCGGUACCGUCACCGAGACGAUCACAAAGUCGACCUUUACUGAGACGGUAAUGACUAGGGUUACUGACAAUCGGUUAUUGGAACCACUAAUCAGUGAGGAGGUAGUCCUUCCCAAGGAUCAGGGUUCCCUCGGUUUCAGCAUCAUCGGCGGUACGGAUCAUUCGUGCACGCCAUUCGGGGCCCACGAGCCCGGUAUCUUUAUCUCACAUAUCGUUCCCGGUGGCAUUGCGGCCUUGUCCGGUAAGCUGCGGAUGGGUGACCGUAUCCUCAAGGUCAACGGUACGGACGUUACGAGUGCAACGCAUCAGGAAGCGGUCAUGGAACUGCUGAGGCCGUGCGACGAGAUCAAACUGACGGUUCAGCACGAUCCGCUGCCCGCCGGGUUCCAGGAGGUGGAAAUCGUCAAGCAGGAAGGCGAACGGCUCGGCAUGCAUAUCAAGGGCGGUCUGAAUGGGCAGCGGGGUAAUCCGGUGGAUCAGGCCGACGAGGGUGUGUUCAUAUCGAAAAUCAACAGCUCCGGAGCGGCGAAGCGGGACGGCCGGUUACGGGUCGGCCAGCGGAUCUUGGAGGUCAACGGUAUCUCGCUGCUCGGAGCCACCCAUCAGGAGGCGGUGAAUUCGCUCCGUGCCUCCGGUCACGCGCUGCACUUGGUUGUCUGUAAGGGCUACGAGAAGGGUGAUUUACAGAACCAGACAAUCGGUGGUACCGGUGGUAUGGGUACUGGAAUAAGCAAUAACGGUCAUAGCACUAGGAUAGGAUCUCGAGCUUCAGAAACUGGCUCCGAGUUGAGUCAGAGCGUAUCGAGCUUAGAUAGGGACGAUUCAAUCAUUGCUGCCGAACCCCUGCGUAAGGUUAGUGUAGAUAGGGUACCGGACCAGAGGGACACGUUUGCGGCGGAUGUGGCGCCUGUAGCUAUUCCGCAGCAAGCACAACCCCCAACGCAACCUCCCACGACGACGGUAGCGACGGUUAGCCCUCAAACGUUGAGUAGGGUUGCGGCUCCGAAUGCGGAUUCCCAAGCUCUGGUUAGUGCACGGGCAAAGAGCACCCCGGAAAAGGUCUUGGACAUUGUCCGGGCGGCAGAAUCCCUCGCACUGGGUGGCAAUUUCAUGGAGAAUGGUCCACCCAAGUCACCAACGGAGCCCCCGACGGCAGAAACCCUCCAGAAGACCACCACCAUCGUGAUGUCGAAGCACACCCUGGACACGCAGGCUCCACAGGUCGACCGCCGAUAUGGAAAUAUCCGGCCAUUGUUGCAUGCAAACGAUCCUUCUAAAACCCCAAUAACCUCCUCCACUAGUACUACCAAUACCGCUACUUCUACUACCACCCCCACCAACACCAAUGCCACCAUCAUUAGUUCUUCUACCUCGGCGGCCGCUGCCGGUACUAACAUCAAAUCGACGACGCCACUUCCGGCUACGAAGAGCUACAUUCCGGUUUACUCGCCGAGUUCGUACGGUCUCCCGUUCGGAUCGAAGGAACCGUCACCGGAGAAACCCCCGGUUCCGACGAGUCGGUCAACGACUCCCACAACCGGUCAUCGGAAGUCGGUCAGUUUCGACCUGGACGACACGGAGUGUGAACAUCGGAAAGCCAUGGCCGCCAAUGCCGAACGGGAAGCCCAGAUACGGCAGUGGAAAGACGCGAACAACAAUGCCGGGGUGGGUCAGUUGAAGGGUAUUUUAAGAAGCGGGAGUCCGACGGCUUCCAGUCGAAGUCGAAGCACAACUCCGGAAGAGGAAAGGGAACAACGAGCAAGAUUGCGUUAUGUGAGGGGGGACGAUCAGGUUGAGAGAGAAAGCCAGGAAGAUGAAAGUGAGACUGAGGAUGAUGAGAGUGAAACGGAGGAGGAAACAGAGGAAGAACAGGGCAGCGAGAUUGAACGAGCGAAUCCAUUUAGAAAGGAGUUUCUGAGGGAAGAUAGGAAUGCGAAUAGGGAAAGUUCGCCAAGGCGAUCGCCACCGCCUCGACCGCCGAAAUCGUAUUUGAAGAAGGCGGAGAUUGUACGGAACGAAGGGCUAAGGAAUAUGGCGGACGAGUGGGGCCGAGGAGAUUUCAUUGAAUAUGAACACGAUCCUCAAACCAAUACCGUUCGGGAAGUGAGAAGUUCGACGCAUAGUUUGGUGAGUCGUAGCACGGAACGGUUACCGGACUACGAGAAAAUUGAGUUGAUAGCGGCCAAAUUCGACGUGCUGCCAUCGACGAAGCGAGCGGAGUUUGUUCAUGAGAAUUCCACUAAGAAUGCGUUGGUCCCCGAAGAAACCCAUCGACAGGUAUUAUUGGAAGAGAAUAGAAUGCGAAACGAGAUGUUGUCUCGAUCAACCAACCCGUUCCUAGACUCUGGCUACGACCAGGAGUCCCAACAUUCCGUCUCCCCUGUGCCACACCCACAUUCACCAAUGCAUUGGUCCGGUUCGACUGGUCAGCUGCAUCCACAGAUUUACCCACCGAUGCAAGUAUUCCCCGUACACUAUUCGAAGCUUCCUACUCCUCAGCACACGAUGUACACCUACACCCCCCAAUCUCCGAUGCACCAUCAGCAACAACCUCAACAGCCCUACGGCAUGCCAAGUUACAACUACAUGUCUCCUCCGCCAGCGCCAAAAACACCGAAGAGUGUCUCCGACAAGAAGCGGUUCUUCGAGAAUGCGAUGGAAGACCAGACCAAGCAGACGCCCAAGCCUGAAAAAGUAUUCUCAUUCCUGUCGCAAGACGAAGUCGAAAAGCUGAAGCAGGAAGAGGAGCGCAAAAUGGCCACCCUCGGUCGGCGGCGGUACCAGGAACGGGCCUACGAACCGGAAGACGAUUACGGUUCCGGCGACGAGGAGCAGGAGAUUCGCGAACGCUACGCGAAAGCCGACGAGAACGAUAACGACAUGAGACCCGACAUCAUUAACAAUUCCCCACCGACGACGACGACGACGACGACGAGCAUCACAACCAACGUCGGCACAUCACCCAUCAUCGCAACCCAUCCGACGACGAUCGUUCACGAGGAGCACCAGCACCUGGAAAGGACGCCGGUGUUGGGACGUCCCCCCGGGUUGGUGGUUGGCCAAGGUUCAUCGCCGAAAACGACUCCGAUCAGUCGAAUCCCCAUCCGAACGGCCAAUGCAGAAAAACGGGCCCGCGCCAACGAUAUGCUUCCACCGGAGUACGACGAAACGAAGCUGAGUCCCUCGGAAAUUCGAGCCUUAAGGGCGCAAAAACGAGCUGCUUGGCGACAAGCACGUCUCAAAUCGCUGGAAAACGAUGCCCUGCAAGCGCAAAUCAUGAUCCAAACCAUGAACGCAGCCACCGUGCAAGAAGACGCUUCCGGUAAUCCAACCGUACUGCAUCUCCGAUCGGACCACCACGAUCAUCACCACCAUCGUCACUAUCCGACCAUUGCGGAGCACACCGUCAGCAGUAGUGAUGAACAGUAUCCACCAAUUUCCCGAAAGCCGAUUCGUUUCCCCCGGAUAGCGGUCAAGUCGAAGGCAACCGGGCAGGAACGGGUCGUCCGCGAGACGGAGACGGUCCUCGGGGAGAAGGUGAUCCAGCAGCGCACGGAAGAGCUUCCCGGCGGGGGCCUGCGGACGAUCGAAUACGUGGAAAAAGUCAUCGAGACGGAGGUGGAAACCAUGCGCGAGAAAAUCAUCAUGCUCGAACUGGAAGAACCCUCGUCGGGAAGCAGCAACGAACGGCAACAGCAACCCGCUCAGCAGCAACUGCAGUCUCCUGACUACGAUGAUGCAACGGAAGCGGCGGAUGUUUCCUUGGAGGACGACGAUGACGACCACCCCGACGGGGUUCCCGCUCCUCAGCACCCCCACGAGGACGACGAUUGCGAUAGUGAUCCGGAACCGGAGGAAGUCAACCCGCUGCAGACGAUUGUGGAGGUGGUCAACCCUGCCGUCAGCGGCGGAGACGGACAGAUCAACGAUAUCAUCAUCGGACGGUACAACGAUGACUGUGCGGAUGAUUCGUUCGCGUCUGCCUCGUCACCGUCGACGUACGGGACACGUUUUUCGUACGAGGAAGGUCGGUACGAAUCGAUCAACGACAAGAUGAAGAACGUACUGCGGGAGCUGAAACAGAACGAGAAGGUGAGACUGAAUCUUUCCAAGAGCAUGACUGAGGAAGAGCUGGCGGAACAGGACGAGGAUGAGGAGGACGAUGAGGUACAUGAGUAUCAGCUUCAUCAGGAGGAGCAUCAGCAAGGAGUACAUCCGGAGGACGAAGAGGAUGAAGAGUUCCGCCACUACGAGGAGAAAACCGGUGCAAUCGGGACGGUGUUUAUGGUGCGGGAGCGCUUGAUCAAUGAUUUCUACACGCAUCAAACCGAGUUGGCAGAAGAACAAAAUCAGGGGCAGCAGCAGCAGCAGCAACACCAACGGCUGGACUAUUACGAUGGGUGUGAAGUGAUACAGAAUCCUGCGGCGCAAGCUUUCGAAGAGGAGCUCGAAAAGAUGCACAGUCUGAGCAAACUGCAGAAGAUGACCCUGCAUGACGAGAAGCUGAAGGCCGUGUUCUGCGACGACGAAGAUGAUGAGGAGGACGAAGAAGUGGCAGGCAGUUCGCUCGGUGAGGUAAGUGGUGGAGAACGGAAGAACAACGGUGCAAGUCAGGAGAAACCGAGUGGCAUUCCCAUUGCUGGUACCAAUGGAAAUGGCGGGUCGAAGAGGAAAAAACGAAAGGGCAAAAAGAAGAAGUAAGGGGUAGGUGCCUAUAGUAGGUAGAGGAAGAGUCCCAUCCGUCCUAGAUCACAAAACUGAAAUCGCGAAGCGAUUGAUGCUCGAAACAGAGAGAGAGGUUAGUUUGUUUUUUCUUUAUUAUUUAAGAACUGAACUAAACGACGACGUUUGUUUUUAACUAUGUGUCUUCUCGUAGGAGAAAGAGCGACGGUAUUUUAAUCGCGAAAUGAGCACUAUUCCAUUAUCAUUAUUCCCUUAUUAGUUUGGAUUUUUUUAUCAGUCGAUAGCGUUUGAGUGAGGCGACAAUAAUAAGCAAUUUAUUUGAUUGGUUGAAUAAACUUGAACGUAAUAGGAUGGAUGCUAUGAUAACAUUAUAUUUAUUUAUCGCUACGCAGUUAAAUCAAACGCAAUUCCUUAACUUUCCGAUGAUUGUUUGCAAUUUUUUCUAAGUAGGGAUAGUCGAACUCGAAUAAUUAAAUCGAAAGCAGCAUACAAACAAUCGCGAGUGUACUGCAUUGGAAUAAGCAUUACUAUCGGAUAGUGCUUAUCUGCUGCAGCAGCAACCGUAAGCGUAAGUUCAACUAGACUUAGUAUACACUAUGAAUAGUAUAUAUUUACCGUUUCCUCGGUCUAUGAAGGAAUGGUCGAAUCGAUCGAUAAUAGACAACUUAAUUGAA
Ochlerotatus camptorhynchus is the source of this 9880-nucleotide messenger RNA. RefSeq names its product scribble (gene scrib). The coding region runs from base 840 to 9224 and encodes 2794 amino acids. The record is from RefSeq and is a predicted model, not a curated record. Gene Ontology annotation, molecular function: protein binding. Gene Ontology annotation, biological process: embryo development; receptor clustering; neurotransmitter receptor transport, endosome to postsynaptic membrane. Gene Ontology annotation, cellular component: adherens junction; postsynaptic membrane; basolateral plasma membrane. Lineage: Eukaryota; Metazoa; Arthropoda; Insecta; Diptera; Culicidae. The transcript has 26 exons.